UGUAGCAGCACAUUCCCCAGCUGGCCAGUCUCACUGAAGAACAUCACUGCUCAUUGGCUAGGCAACCCUACUUUGGGCUGAAAAAACAAUCUACUAAGCGAGCGAACUCCCUGUUUACGGUGGGGAGCAGCCCUGGCCGCCCCUCUUACUGCAUGGUAUGAGCCUUGAGUGCAGAAUGAGUGUCCUGUCUUUUAUUUUACUUUUUUAUGUUGUUGCACUUUGGCACCGUGGUGCCCUUUACACUCUCUCUCUUUCUCUUCCUCCCCUUUCCCACCUUGAGCCUGUCUGCUCAGAUGUAUCAUGUGAAUGCAAUGGAAAAGCCACCAAGUUAGGGAAAAGACAAAAAAAAAAAAAUAAAGCUUGGAGGUGGGUUUUCCACUUUCCUUUACUGCCUUGCAUAUUAACUAGCUCCUGUCCACUCCAGUCUUGUCUGUUCUGCAUCCCCACUUCCUCUGUUUAAAGGCUGCUCCUUUUACAACAGUCACUUGGACUUGGCCUUGCCUUGUUGGGCAGUACAGGUUAUCUGUUUCUAGGCUUCCUGCGGGGCACACACACAGUAUUAGCUCUUCGGUUUCUCCUUUCUGUGGAUGAUCUUGGCUAAGUUCUGCUCAUGACUUCUGGGUUUUGCCCUGCACUCUGACCCUCAUGUGACGCAAAACACUGGAAACUCCCAAACUCUUUGCUUCGACCUUGUUGCUCCCAUCUGCGUAGCAGAGACAUCCCACAGAUUGCUCCCUGCAGUCUUUGACGUGGCUGUAGGGGGCGGGAGCUGCUCUGCCCGGCCCCGGGGUGGUGACGGAGCGGGGCUGGGAGGCACUGUCCCGGUGCAGGGCCGCAUGGAGCGGGCGCAGGUGCCCGACGCCGCUGCUUUCCGUGCCUUCAGGCAGCGCUGUCAGGAUGGCAGCUGGCAGCGGGACCGCGGUGGGCUCGCCGUCAGCCUCCAACUGCCACCGCCUGGCUGUGCCGUGCACCAGCUCAAGUGCCGCAUCGAUGUCCCGGACGUGCCAGCAGAGACGAUGUACGACGUGCUGCACGACAGCGAGUAUCGCCGGCAGUGGGACAGCAACGUCAUCGACACGCACGACAUUGCCCAGGUGGCUGCCAACGCUGAUGUGGGCUACUAUGCCUGGCGAUGUCCAAAGCCCUUAAAGAACAGGGACGUGGUGAUGCUGCGAGCCUGGCAGGUGGAGGAUGGGUAUCACACCAUUAUCAACUUCUCCAUCAAACACCCGAAAUACCCUCCGCGCAAGGACCUGGUGAGGGCGGUCUGUCUCCUAACGGGAUACCUGGUGCAUUCAACUGGGCCCAACAGCUGCAGCCUCACCUACCUGGCUCAGGUGGAUCCAAAAGGUAACUGGUGCUGCUGGACUUGUGGUGUGGUGAUGCAAAUUCUGGUCACAGUGGAAAUCUGGCUGAUAAGCCAAGAGUGCGUUUACGUUACAUGGCCCUACCCUGUUCCAGACCCUCUGGUUAAAUCUAAUGCCACAGCUUGCUAUCAGGGCCGUUGGAUGCUUGGUAGAAAUAAAGCCAUUUUCUGGUGCAAUAACUUCAGGUUUUCUCCCCCAAAUUUAUUAGGGUCGUUGCCAAAGUGGGUUGUGAAUAAAGCCUCGCAGUACCUGGUGCCGCAGAUGUUAAAGAAACUGCACAAGGCCUGCGUGCAGUACCCUGCCUGGAAGCAGCAGCACAACCUAAACAUGAAGCCCUGGCUGUACCCUGAGCAGAACAAGCUUCCCGUGCUGGCGCUGUCGGAGCUGGCACUGCAGCGUGCUGCGUCGCUGGAGAACAUCGACGAGAGCAGCCUGGCUGAAGAGAAGGAUGAGAGCAGUGAGCACGGUGGCUUGGAGAACUGAUGUUGCUCAGGCUUGUCUAGUGGUUUACAAGAAGGGAGGAAAGAGGUUUUUUACUGAAAAAAGAAAUCUUCAUGUUUGUAGCCUUUUCUCAUGAACCAGCUGCGUGGCUCCUGGCAUGCAGGCCCUGCUUCCUGCAGGGCACACGGGAUGACAGUCCCCACCUGGUAAUGUUACGCUCUGGGAGAAUUCAUACCACGUAUUUCUCAGGUGAAACCUGCCCUUACAGAAUACAGCUUGUUCUGAGCCUGUUGCUCCCAAGAGGUCAAGUUACCUGUGGUACCUCUGCCAGGCUGCUCUACCAGCUGGUGAGUUACUCAUUGACAAACUGCUCUUUGCCUCUGUCCUGUGAGUGGCUGAAAUAUCUUGUGUUGCUGGAGCUGUUGUUUUCCCAAAGGGAAUCAGUAACUACCUGGUGUUUCUCUCCAGCUCUGAACGAUGAAACAGACUGGUGACAAGUACAAGUGACAAGUACUGCUCUGUCCAUUAAAGAUACUUAAGCCAUGAA
Messenger RNA from Lagopus leucura (white-tailed ptarmigan), 2355 nucleotides. Its product is annotated as START domain-containing protein 10-like. The record is from RefSeq and is a predicted model, not a curated record. Lineage: Eukaryota; Metazoa; Chordata; Aves; Galliformes; Phasianidae. The coding region runs from base 837 to 1850 and encodes 337 amino acids. The transcript has 6 exons. Gene Ontology annotation, molecular function: lipid binding.